Rubroshorea leprosula is the source of this 2216-nucleotide messenger RNA. The record is from the annotation of a GenBank genome assembly. Lineage: Eukaryota; Viridiplantae; Streptophyta; Magnoliopsida; Malvales; Dipterocarpaceae.
AUGAAAUUUUCAACAGAAUCAUGACUUGUGAGACAGCCAAAGAGGCUUAGGACAAGCUGAAAGUGGAGUUCCAAGGUGAUAACAAGGCAAGACAAAUGGAGGUUCUCAAUCUGAAAAAAGAGUUCGCGCUCAUUAGAAUGAAGGAUACAGAGACGGUGAAGGAGUUCUCUGACCGACUGACGAAGGUGGUGAACAAGAUAAGAUUGCAAGGGGAAGAAUUGUCUGAUAAGGUAGUAGUUGAGAAGGUUUUGGUGAGUCUACUGGAGAAAUUUGAGCAUAAGAUCUCAUCCUUGGAGGAUUCCAAAGAUCUGUCUCAAUUCUCCUUGAAUGAAUUAGUCAAUGCUUUGCAAGCCGUGGAGCAAAGAAAGGCUUUGAGGCUUGAAAACAAUGUUGAAGGAGCAUAUUUGGCAACUGACAAAGAAAAAGCAGUAGCCAAAGAUGAUGAAAACAAGCAACUCGGUGAUCAAAGAAAUCGAGAAAAGGAAGGGUAUCAAAACAACAAAAAGGAGAGCUAUGCAUCUUGCUCUCAUUGCAAAAAGAAAGGCCAUUCCGAGAAAUAUUGUUGGUUUAGGCCUGGAGUUCAAUGCAGAAAGUGCAAGCAAUUUGGACAUGUUGAAAGGGUCUGCAAAGAAGGUUCAGAUCGGGUUCAGCAAGCCAAAAUUGCAGAAAUUGUUGAAGAGGAAGAGCAUCUGUUUAUGGCUAUAAAGAUUGGAGAUUGCAGUGCAUCCAUCUUAAGUAGCGACUCUUGGUUGAUUGAUAAUGGUUGUUCAAACCACAUGACCCCAAAUGUAGCCAUAUUCAAAAGCCUUGACAGAAAAUACAAUUCAAAAGUCAAACUAGGAAAUGGAGAGUUGAUGGAGGUUAAAGGCAAGGGAGUAGCUACUGUUGAAACACAAACAGGUAUCAAAUACAUUCAUGAUGUACUGUUUGUGCCUAAUAUUAACUAUAGCUUGAUAAGUGUGGGUCAAUUGAUUGAACAUGGUUAUGUCCUUCAUUUUCAUGACAAAAUAUGUGAAGUAGAAGAUGAAUCUGGUUCAAAAAUGUUUACUGUUAGAAUGAAUGAAAGGAGUUUUCCUAUUCAAUGGAAACAAAUUGAAAUUAGUCCAAAGGCUAGUGUUGUUGAUGUGAGCAAAAGCGAGGAAUUUGAUGAAAGUGCAACUUGGAACUGGGAAAGUUCGAAAAUUGUUGCUGCAGAUCAGGUUCUUGUAGCAAAUGAUGAACCAAUAUUUGAUUUUGGGAAUGAUGAAUUUGAGCAGGAGAAUGAUGAUGAAUCUUAUGAUGUUUUUGCUAUUAGAGGGACCAGAACACAAGUUGACAUCUAUGAAAGGUGUAACAUGGUCAUUGAAGAACUUGCAAAUUAUUUAGAAGCUACAAGAUCAAAGGUCGGGAGAAUUACAAUGCAGGAGGAGUUUGCUAUGAAGAGUUGCAAAGCUGUUAAUAAUUCACUGUACCAUGUGUUGUUGAUAAUUGCAGAUGGGCAGGUAACUAGAAGUGUUGAUACUGAGCGUGGAUGGCUGAGUCUGCAAGAGCAAAAGACUGUUGAUGCCAUUGUACAAGCUAGCAAGCUUCCUUUGUCAAUUGUAUUGGUCGGGGUUGGAGAUGGGCCUUGGGACAUGAUGAAGGAGUUUGAUGAUAAUAUCCCUUCUCGAGCAUUUGAUAAUUUCCAGUUUGUGAACUUCACAGAGAUUAUGUUAAAGAAUACUUCUCAAACACAGAAAGAGACAGAAUUUGCUUUAGCUGCAUUAAUGAAGAUUCCCUCACAGUAUAAGGCCACUAUAGAGCUUAAUAUUCUAGGCAAUCAGAUGGGAAAUAUUCCCGAGAGUGUCCCCCUUCCUCCUCUUGUAUCCCGCGCUUCUGCAUAUGAUGUUCAAGUAUAAGGCAUUCGAAAUGAUGUUCCAAGUCUUCUGAUCACAACAACAGGAUUAAUUAUACUGAACUAGAACCUCUUGGAACAAAAAUAGUAUGGGGAUCCAAGUCUUCUUGAGUUUUUUGUCUUUACUUGCAGUUUAAAUUACUUUUGAAACUCCUUGUUUUAGUAGCUAUUAUUUCAGAAUGCUUCUCAAGUAAACUAGUAACAAGAGACUAAGAUUAUAUGUUGUUCUUGACAGCGUUGCCCCAUUUGUUUUUCCCACCCAAGGGACAUGGCAUUUGGUUGUGGGCAUCAGGUAUUCCUUGAAUGCAUUUGCAAGUUUCUGCAAUAAAGUAAAAAGAAUACA